AAACCGGCCGACGUUGAUCCCAAUUCCUACUCGCUCGAGAAAUUUAAGCUCUACGAGACGAGAGCGUUACUUGAGAAGGGGAGUCAAUGAUCUGGGAAGGGUAUCAAAUGAUGUUGAAACUGAACAAAUUAUCCUAGAAGAAGAGGCUGGUUCAUGUAAGGGAAAAAUGAGUUCCAUCGUUCAGAUGCAUGGGUUGAUUCCCCUUUUCUGGUCACAAGAGGCUUCAAGAUUUAGUCCUAAACGUGAUAUAAUCUAGGUAUUAUCCAACAUAUGAGGCAACCAAUUUGCAUUUUGAAGACCUAGCAAAGAGAUGUGGCAAUCCAAUAAUUUUGCUUAAUCUAAUUAAGGUUAGGUGCAGAAGGACAACUGUCCUGAACAUGCUUUUGUUGACACUUUGUUUGAAUGCUUGUUGAGUUUGUUUUAUAUUAUAAUGGAUAAUCUCUUGAGGAAUUGAUAAUACUAACUAAUACGAAUUAAAUGUAAAACAUUUGUGAGUUUUAAUGGCUUGUUAUUGACUGGAUAUCAGAAAGUUUAUUGAUUUCAACUUUAACAUGUUGCAAGCGCUGAUAUUUUUUCCUUUAGUAACUAGGGAAUUCUGGAUUCAUUAUUGUUUCAUUUUGCUUUUUCCGACUUGAUUAGUUGUAAAAGUGCAGGCUGUUGAGAAAAGGCCUAGAGAAAUGAUGUUGAGGCGUCAGUUUGCAAAUGCAGUUGGGUAUUUGAACACAGUUCUCUCUGAAGAAGACCAUCUUAAAUUUAUUCACUGGGACUUUCACAAGUUUGCAAAGAGGUUUCAAGUCUGCCAGGUUUUGGCUGUUUUGGGUGCUGUGGCUAGUGAAGCUCUUGAUUUGAGUGCUUUUUACUUUAGUGGUAAACUUAACAAUGUUAAAAAGAGAACCAACAAACCCAGCCGAGCAAGUACUGGCAGGGAGGCUUCUGUUAGAUAUCUAAGAGCUAGCUCAUGGGAUCAUCUCAGCAGUAUUGGGAGCAAUGAUAAGAAUCUAAACUCAGUAACUGGUCAAGACAGAGAAGCUGAUUUGGGUCAACAGAAUGAAAAAGAAAAUCAUGUUGGUGAAGCAGCACAUUUUCAAAGUGGCAUUCUGUGCACUAAUUGCAUUGACUGCUUGGAUCGUACAAAUGUUGCUCAGUACGGUUAUGGCCUUGCAGCAUUAGGCCACCGCCUACAUGCAAUGGGUUUAACAGAUAAUCCUAAAGUCGACCCUGAUAGUAGCAUUGCUGCAGCUCUCAUGGAUAUAUAUAUCAGAGCAUGGGAGAUGCUCUUGCACAGCAAUAUGGAGGCUCUGCUGCCCAUAACACUGUAUGGUUUUCUUAUUUAUAAAUCAUGUACCAAAAAGAGAGUGGAAGGAAAAGCUGAUCUUCAUUCUUGUGAAUUUGUGAAAUUGUGCACUAUCCAAAUUUUCAUUAUCUAUCUCAGGUCUUUCCAGAGAGGCAAGGGAAGUGGAAAGCUACGACUCAGGCUGGGGAAUUUCUUAAUUCUAUCAAGCAAUAUUACCGUAAUGCCUAUACUGACAGUGAAAAGCAAGAUGCAAUAAACCUGUAAAUUUUGAAACCUAUCUUAUUUCUAAUGAUUUUACAAAUCUACCGUUGUCUUCCCUUAGUAUGGUGUUUGUGGUGUUUUUUUUUUCUCCGGCCAUAGAAUGGUGG
Molecule: messenger RNA, 1662 nt
Organism: Rubroshorea leprosula
Lineage: Eukaryota; Viridiplantae; Streptophyta; Magnoliopsida; Malvales; Dipterocarpaceae
Source: the annotation of a GenBank genome assembly